UUCAUUGAUUGUCGUCAAGCAGGAUGAAAGUGUUACUCCUGAGUUUGCUGGUUGGAUUGAGUUCAGCUGUUAUCUUGGAGACUAAACCCUUCAAGAGACUUAUUCCUGCAGAUAUACUCAGAGAUUUCCGUGACAGCUGCUUCGCGUCAACAAGCUGCAAGGUUUAUAAACCAGAAGAGGGAUGGAGUCUGUCUCCGUUCUGUGGAGCUUCUAAAUGCGUUAAACUGAAGUCUGGUAGAUUGGCCGAGGAGGUCACAGAUUGUGGACCAGUUCUAGAUCUAGAGAAUACUCCAGGAUGCGUUCUACUCAAGGAUAAAGCUGAUCCUAAAGCUGACUAUCCAGCUUGUUGUCCUGUAUAUGAUUGUGAAGAAGGGACUGAAAUCAAGUAUGUGACCCCACCUAAGGCAAAGAAGGACGAGGAGACUAUUACUGAGGAGAGCAGUAGUACUCCUGAACCUAGCACAGAAACCCCCCAAGAGAACUAAAUAUCAAGCUAUCCAACCUUCAUGGAGUUCCUGGAAGUUCAAACUAUCCAACCUUCAUGGAGAACCUGGAAGUUUAUGCUAUUCAACCUUCUGGAGAACCUUGGAGCCCAAGCUAUCCAACCUGAAUGUAGAACCUAGUAGCUCAAGCUAUCCAACCUACACGGAAAACUUGGAAGCUUAACCUAUUAAACCAGUUUCUCAAUUACGUAUUCAUAAAAAAAUAUUUAUUAAAAAGUUGAAAAAUAAAGAUUUUGAAAACUUGA
Molecule: messenger RNA, 748 nt
Organism: Eurytemora carolleeae
Lineage: Eukaryota; Metazoa; Arthropoda; Copepoda; Calanoida; Temoridae
Exons: 6
Coding region: 24-485 (153 amino acids)
Source: RefSeq, a predicted model, not a curated record